AUGGCAAGAAUACUUGAAACCACGGAAAGUCGUGUCGUCGAUCCUGGGUUGUGGGAUUCGAGCAGUGACUGGAAACAGGCUUCGAAACUUGAUGGCCAGCCGCUGAGAGAUGGGAAGAUGGUAUUCUUUGUUUCAAACUUGACCAGAAAUGGAACAGGUAGUGAUAAACAAAUCCAGGCUCAUAUAUUUGGAAAUGAUUUCUUUGAGACAAGAUCACCGACAAAGAACUUCAGCACCAGAUUGGGCGUCCUUGAGAAGGGUUGGGCCAGCCAAUUGAACAAUACCACAAAGACGAAUCGAGGUCGAGGUCGAGGUUGUAAUGCGAGUGGCGCGUAG
Molecule: messenger RNA, 336 nt
Organism: Exophiala bonariae
Lineage: Eukaryota; Fungi; Ascomycota; Eurotiomycetes; Chaetothyriales; Herpotrichiellaceae
Exons: 1
Coding region: 1-336 (111 amino acids)
Source: RefSeq, a predicted model, not a curated record